Molecule: messenger RNA, 591 nt
Organism: Phyllostomus hastatus (greater spear-nosed bat)
Lineage: Eukaryota; Metazoa; Chordata; Mammalia; Chiroptera; Phyllostomidae
Gene: NDUFB3
Product: NADH:ubiquinone oxidoreductase subunit B3
Exons: 3
Coding region: 157-459 (100 amino acids)
Biological process (GO): mitochondrial respiratory chain complex I assembly; electron transport chain
Cellular component (GO): mitochondrion
Source: RefSeq, a predicted model, not a curated record
CGUCACCUCCAUAAAUCUGUGACCCUCUACCGGAACGUUAAAUGACUUUCUGGCUUUCCUGCGGAAAGGUACCCGAGAUGACAACUUCCGCUUCCGUUGGGCUCCGGCUGGAGGGUUGAAUAUUGAAUGUCCUGAGAGGUCAGAUUGCUGUCAGACAUGGCCCAUGGACAUGAACAUGGACAUGAACAUGGUCACAGUAAAAUGGAACUUCCAGAUUAUAAACAAUGGAAGAUAGAGGGGACACCAUUAGAAAUUGUACAGGAAAAGCUGGCUGCACGAGGGCUAAGGGAUCCAUGGGCCCGCAAUGAAGCCUGGAGAUACAUGGGUGGCUUUGCAAACAAUGUUUCCUUUGUUGGUGCAAUAUUGAAAGGAUUCAAAUGGGGAUUUGCUGCAUUUGUGGUAGCUGUAGGGGCUGAAUAUUACCUAGGGUCCCAGAAUAAAGAUAAGAAGCAUCACUGAAGAUAAUAUCUGGAAGUACCUUAGUGGCUUCUUAACUCUCAUAAAAAUAAGAUUUCUUUACUGUAGCCUACUCAUCUAUGUGUUUGUCCAUUAAAGAAUACUAGUAAGAUUUAAUAAAGAAUACAUAUGCCA